Lucilia sericata (common green bottle fly) is the source of this 1577-nucleotide messenger RNA. RefSeq names its product putative alpha-L-fucosidase. The transcript is spliced from 6 exons. NCBI's taxonomy places the organism in Eukaryota, Metazoa, Arthropoda, Insecta, Diptera, Calliphoridae. The record is from RefSeq and is a predicted model, not a curated record. Gene Ontology annotation, molecular function: alpha-L-fucosidase activity. The coding region runs from base 63 to 1529 and encodes 488 amino acids. Gene Ontology annotation, cellular component: lysosome. Gene Ontology annotation, biological process: glycoside catabolic process; fucose metabolic process.
AUAAACUCAGUGUGUCUAUUACUGCGAUCAGCUCUAGAACGUACAUCAACGAUCAUUGUUAAAUGGGGAAUACAGUUUUAAUUAUAUUAAUUGUAAUAUUUUGUACAAAGCUUAGCAAUUGUGCAAAAGUAGAAACUAAAUACGAACCAAAUUGGUCAAGUCUGGAUAAACGACCACUGCCCAGUUGGUAUGAUGAAGCUAAAGUGGGUAUAUUCAUACACUGGGGUGUAUAUUCUGUUCCCAGUAUGGGUUCUGAGUGGUUUUGGAAAUAUUGGAAAUAUUUUAAAAAUACAAAUUACGUUGAUUUUAUGGAGAAGAAUUAUAAACCUAACUUUUCUUAUCAGGAAUUUGCUCAAGAUUUCACAGCUGAGUUAUUUGAUGCCACUCAAUGGUCUCUGUUAUUUAAAGACAGUGGGGCAAGAUAUGUGGUCCUAACUAGUAAACACCAUGAGGGUUAUUGCCUUUGGCCUUCAGAACAAUCAUUCGGUUGGAAUUCUAUGGAUGUUGGACCCAAACGGGACAUAAUAAGAGAACUAUCAUCUGCUUUGCGCAAUAAUACCGAUUUAAAAUUUGGUUUAUAUUAUUCCUUGUUCGAGUGGUUUAAUCGCAUGUAUAUCGAUGAUAAAUUGCACUUAUUUUUAAAACAAAAUUAUGUAACGAAUAAAGUUAGACCCGAACAAAUGUAUUUAAUACAAGAAUAUUUGCCCGAAAUUUUAUGGUCCGAUGGUGAUGCGGAAGCACCCGCAAAGUAUUGGAAAUCAGAGGAAUUUAUAGCAUGGCUUUACAAUGACAGCCCUGUGCGUGAUACAAUCGUAACUAAUGAUCGCUGGGGUAUUGGAACUGCUUGCAUGCAUGGCGAUUUUUACAAUUGUCAAGAUCGUUUUAAUCCAGGUGUAUUACAGCCUCAUAAAUGGGAAAACGCCUUCACUUUGGACAAAGCAAGUUGGGGUCAACGUUUUGAUUUGACUCUUAAGGAUUUCAUGACAAGUGAAGAAGUCAUACAUCAAGUAGUUACUACCGUCAGUUGUAAUGGCAAUGUUUUGAUCAAUGUGGGACCCACUAAAUAUGGUACCAUUUUACCCAUAUUUGAGGAGAGAUUACGUGACAUGGGUCAAUGGUUGAAAGUAAAUGGUGAAGCUAUUUAUGCCACUAAACCCUGGUUGUAUCAGAAUGAUAUCGUUACGCCCUCUGUAUGGUACACUAGUAAGGUAGAUGAGGGAAGGCAACUUAUAAAUAUCUAUGCCAUUGUUUUGGAAUAUCCCUACGAUACUAAUAGUUUAACUAUAUAUCCUUGGGGUAAUUCAACAAGUGAAUAUUUAAGUGUUCGUUUAGUAGGUCUAGAUUUAUUAAAUUCAGUAAGGGAACGUAAUAUCUAUUCGAUAGAAAUGUUGGGUAUGGAGUAUUCGCAAAUUAAGUGGGAUUUACAUGGUUUCGCUUUACAUGUGGUAUUUCCACCUAAAAAUCAUAUUGAUAAGAGAAGACUAAAACAUGCUUGGACCUUGAAAAUAGUUGUUAAUAGUGAAAUGUAAUUUGGUUAAAACUUUAUAAAUAAAAUACAUGUAAAAAUGUUUAUUAUA